Messenger RNA from Ricinus communis (castor bean), 1433 nucleotides. RefSeq lists its product as uncharacterized. Gene Ontology annotation, molecular function: protein binding. The transcript has 4 exons. Gene Ontology annotation, cellular component: SCF ubiquitin ligase complex. The coding region runs from base 270 to 1019 and encodes 249 amino acids. NCBI's taxonomy places the organism in Eukaryota, Viridiplantae, Streptophyta, Magnoliopsida, Malpighiales, Euphorbiaceae. Gene Ontology annotation, biological process: SCF-dependent proteasomal ubiquitin-dependent protein catabolic process; protein polyubiquitination. The record is from RefSeq and is a predicted model, not a curated record.
CUCGUGAAGAUGUUAAUAACCAUUUAAGGAUUUUUAACUGUUUAAUCUUUUCAAGAUAUCAAUCCAGAGAAAUGUCAGUCCUGAGAUAUAUUUGCCCAGUCGUAAAACAUCACGCGCCGCGAGUAGGAACAAACAAGUUUCACUCGCUGUCUCGGUGUUAGUUUCAGAAGUACUCAGAAGUUGGACUACUGCACCAAAAACAAACAAACAAAGAAUUCUAUUCAACUCCAAACAAGCAAGCAAACAAAGAAGCAAAUUCUAUCAAGAAUAUGAAACAAACACCCAGUACCGCCCUGAUCAGCUUACUUCCCUUUGAUAUUGCCAUCAAAAUCGUCUUAUCUCUUGAGGUAUUAGAUGUCUGUGCAUUGGGUAGUUGCUCUCGUUUAUGGAGGGAGCUCUGUAGGUCUGAUUGCUUAUGGGAGUCUCUUACCAAACAAAGAUGGCCUUCAGUUUCACUUCCUUUUCUUUGCAAUUCUUCCUCUUCUACUACUGAUCCUCUCGUAAAGGGAUGGAGGGAGAUUUAUGUAAGGUUGCAUGAAGAGAUGGCUGGUAAAGCCACUGCUCUAGUUGAGUUUGUGGAGCAUUCUUCUCCAUAUGACUCCCUUGAAGUUGGAGAGUAUUAUAAAGCACUUCAAGAUUUGUACUCCAUGCAGCUUGCAUUUACAGAUGUUCAAAUGUUUCUUUUCAAACCCAGACUAAAUGUGCUGCUUAAUUUGGUUGGCUUGCACUAUUGCAUUUUUGGACUUAAAGUGCCAGCUGAGCAUGUUAUGGAUGCGCUUCUGAGUUGCAAAGUUUCAGAGCGGCAAGUGUGUGUAAAAUGGUGGAAGAUUGGCAGAUGGUUUUUUGGGUUCCACAUGACGGAAGAGCCUCAUUCUCGCACGGUAUCUCUGGCAGAUCUUACAACAGAAAAAGGAGAGGAGAUUCUCAAAGUUCUUCACCGAGGUGCCAUUCAUGAGGUCUUACGUAUUGAGAUCUCCAUUUCUAAUGCAGCAACUACUCCAGGGUCUUGUCAGAGCUGAUAAAGACAGGAUCAGGAAUGCAGCUAUGGUAGACAUAAUGUUUUGUCUCCUUAAUUUGUAUCUUUCAAUUUCCGAUGAACAGUAGGUACUGUGGGUGCUUUCCCUGUAGUGGCAUUCCCUAGCCACCAUGCAUUGAAUUUCUAUUACUACCUAAUGUGAAAGAACUAACUACAGAAUGCAGCAACGAGCUUCUCAUGGCCAGAUGUUUGUGUCUUCGUAACUGAUGAUAUCAUGUCAGUUACAUACUUGUUUCCUUUGGCCUUUGCUCUUUGUAAAGUGAGGGGAUUGAAGCUGAAUCCUUGUAGAAUUGUCAAACUUGUACAUCUCUGUAUUAUACGGUCUCUGUAAUUAUUCAGAUUGUUUUCCUCAAGUCAUGGUGUUUCAAUAAAAGUGUUUAUACAAACAUUUGAUAUA